Messenger RNA from Bactrocera dorsalis (oriental fruit fly), 649 nucleotides. RefSeq names its product adhesive plaque matrix protein-like. Bases 152 to 583 code for a protein of 143 amino acids. NCBI's taxonomy places the organism in Eukaryota, Metazoa, Arthropoda, Insecta, Diptera, Tephritidae. The transcript has 2 exons. The record is from RefSeq and is a predicted model, not a curated record.
UUGUGUCACCUUUAUUUACUUAUUUGAAGAAAUGCUGUUGCGACAGCUUUGCGCAUCAUUCUAAGCAGACUAUAAAACAGGCUAAUUUUUGAACAAAAUAUCACUUUCAUUUGGUUUCUGUAGCGAUUAAGAGAUAAACUAUGUAGUUAAAAUGAAAAUUUAUUUUUUGGGUGGUGUUUUGGUGGCAUCUGUGAACGCUGAUGUUAGCAACAUAAGCAAUGAAUACCUUCCACCAACUUCUGCUGCUGCUGCUUCCGCUCCAGUACAGACUUAUAGUGCUCCAGUGUCGGCUCCUUCUUCCACCGCUUCAGAACAAAGCUUUGAUGUUGCUGCUCCCAGUGUCUUAGCAGAACCUGAAUAUUUGCCUCCAGCAGCUUCUUCACCUUCCGUUGAAUACUUGCCUCCAUCUUAUCAAUCGGAAACGUAUGCGCCAGCUGCAUCUCAUCAGUCUGGGUCAGACGCUGAACCUUCUUAUGCAGAAUCUGCUCCCGGCCAUACCUUUUCUUCUAAUGAUGGUUAUCGUUCCAAACCUGCUCGUCCUCGCGCAUACCGUCGUCGCGCAUACCGUCAUCGCCUAUUUUAAAUCGGAAACAAAUGAAAAUCAUUGGCGAAUAUAAAAAUAACGAAUAAUAAUUAUAACAAUGGAAAA